Messenger RNA from Umbelopsis ramanniana AG, 529 nucleotides. RefSeq lists its product as uncharacterized. The transcript has a single exon. The record is from RefSeq and is a predicted model, not a curated record. The coding region runs from base 134 to 403 and encodes 89 amino acids. NCBI's taxonomy places the organism in Eukaryota, Fungi, Mucoromycota, Umbelopsidomycetes, Umbelopsidales, Umbelopsidaceae.
CCACCGGAAGGUUUUCUGAACAAUCGAUCAAUCGCAGGACCGAAAAAAGAAAAAAUUAAAAGUGUUACAAUCUACCCUUGACCACAGUAUAUAACAGACGUCGGAAACUGCUCUCUUACAUACAAUAUUCACUAUGCGUUUCUUAUGUAUCAUCGCACUUAUGGCACCCAGUAUACAAGCUGCAUUGAUUUUUACACUCGGCAGUCGAAAAUCCCCAGCGCUGAGCGUUGACGGGAACUGUGACCAAGUUCCAAGUUACUUCCAAUUUUCACAGCUGGUCGCCAACAAUGGAAACGUCGAUUGCACUAUAUACGAAAACAAUGACUGCACAGGACGGUCAACCAUAGUACCAGCAAACAUGGAGAUCGUAAACAUUCAAAGGGCAGAGUCUUCAAAGUGUUAAUGACUUUUCCUAAACCUGUAAACUUUGCUGUUCUAGCCUUACCAUUGGCUUUUUUUCUUUUCUCUUAACAAUGUAAAUUGAAUUUGCAUUGGCAUUUGCCCUCAUCCUAAUAUUUGUAAAAAAUGU